UCAAGUCUUGCCUCUGGGUCCCCCAGACUGCAGCCAUAAAGCCACUGGUGGGGAGCGUGGGCAAAUGUGAAAGGCACAAGAGAGGAUGCAUGCAGAUGCCCUUGGCAACAGCUGUGUUUUGAGCUCUUAGCUAGCCCUUGAGCUGAGUCUUUAUUUACCUGCAUGAGCUCAUCUAGUCCUUGCAACAACCCCGCAAGGUAUGUAUUUUAGUCCCUUUGAUAGACGCUGUGUUUCUAUGAGAUGAGGUGACUUGUAAAGGUCACACAGCCACCAAGAGGCAGCACUUGGAUUUGUGUUUAGGGCUGGUGGGCAUCGAGGCCUGUGCUGGAUCUCUUCCUCUCUGCAGACAGGGGGUUCUAACUGGGCAGAGUCAUUUAUGAAAGGAAAGUUCCCUAUCUGGCUGGUCUGGCAGGGGCCGGCAAAAGAGGAUGCACAGUGGACUUUGUGUCUUGGCGACCUGGAGAGUUUGUUUUGCCCCCUCCCUCUCUGCCUCACCUUCACCCACUGAGGCUCCUGAGACAAUUGUAAAUGCAAGCCCUGGGAUAGAUUGAAGCCUCUGGCAGUUUCUGGCCUGGCUGCUCGCUGUCCAGACUGGAGGUGGCUCCUUAGAGAAUCCCCUUGUUCUUUUAGACCUGGGCAGGUGGGUGCCGAGUGUGAUGCAUAGCCUGUCCAGUUGGUGACACUGUUCUGCCUUUGCGUCCUUCCCCGGAUCCAGCCUGUGGACAGGGGUGGGUCAGUACCCCGGAUAGUCCAUGUCUGAGUCCUGGCCCUCACCAGCACGGCCCCUCUGGUUCCCCCUCCUGUGCUGAGGGAGAGGCCAAAAUCAUAGGAGCUUGGCUUGGGAGAUUUUCUGACAUUCUAGUUUCCUACUUGAAGCCAAGACAGAGAAGCGUUUUGGAAGGCGGGAAGGAGGGAUGCUGCAGGUUAGCUGAAGCUCCCUGCCCUCACACCCACUUGCUUGCAGGUAUGUGUGCAUGUGGUUUCUUGUCCCAGACUGGUUACUGCCUUCUGGGACAAGGUAGUGACCUCGGGUAGGCAGAUGGCUUGAACUGUCUUUGGGUAGGAAGAUGGCUUGAAAUAGGAACUUCACUCCCACAGCUGCAAUGAGAAGCUUCCCACAGUGACAAGAAGUGGCCGGGACUCAGAGUCAAAAUCUCCUUACCUCUGGCUGCUGGUCCCUGAUCCCACUUGGGCCCCUGACAUUCCACCAGAGAGGUCCUGCGAUGCCUUGCCCUUGGCUGCCCAAUCUCCUUGCCCCACCUGGGCUGGGAUUGAACCCUGUGGAGCUCUGGAUUCUUCAUGGCUCCUAGGUGUCUGGGACUUGUUCUCUCUAGUACCAGAGAGCCCUCACCCCCUUUUUUUUUUUUUGAGUCAAAGUCUUGCUCUGUUGCCAAGGCUGGAGUGCAGUGGCACGAUCUCGGCUCACUGCAACCUCUGCCUCCCAGAUUCAAGUGAUCCUCCUGCCUCAGCACCCCCUAGUUGCUGGAAUUACAGGUACACACCACCAUGCCAGGCUAAUUUUUGUAUUUUUAGUAGAGACAGGGUUUCACCAUGUUGUCCAGGCUGGUCUUGAACUCCUGACCUCAGGUGAUCCACCCAUCUCAGCCUCCCAAAGUGCUGGGAUUAGAGGCAUGAGCCACUGUGCCCGGCCUCUCAUGACUUUUAAAUACUCCGGUGGUAUUCCUCCUGCUACCCUCUACUCUCCACUUUAUCCCACUGUGGUGAAAAGUUUGCAGAAUGAAAUGUGAGUGUUGCCUGCAUUCAAUAGAGGGGAAGCGAGUCAUUAGGAGGUUGGCGAUGGGGUAAGAAGUUGGAGGGAUGGAGGAGGUGCUUCUAAAAGCUAGAGGUGGGCUUCCCCAGUGGGCAUCCUGGACCCUUCCUCUGGAAGAAAAGUUGGGAGAGAUAUAAAGAUGUGAGCAUUUCCUUUUCUCACCCAAUGCCCAGUAGAGAGGGGUGGCCAGCCUGGCGGCCUCCCUACCUCUCCGGGAAAUGUGUGGUGCUGGUGGCUGCCUGCCACUACAGCAGCAAGGGCUCAGUGCCCUCUUGUUUCCUGGGCCCUUAGAAAUCAGGGAGGCCGCUGCUGCCAAGAAUCAGCUCUGGCAGGCAGUGGGAGCUGCCAGAGGUGGGUAGAAGGCCAGAGAACAAAGGGCAGGAGUCAGCCUGCCUCCGGGAGGGCUGGAAUGUGUGCUGUGGUCUGGCUUACCAAGAACCCAGCUGAACGUGUCACCUGAGCUGCCCCUUCCUCUGAGAGGUCUCCUGUCCACUCCACAGCUCCAUUGCUCAAGAGCAAGGGGCGGGCAGUGGAAGGCUCUUUUCUAGGGCUGGAGAGCGCCCAGCGCAGGCUCUCCUUCCUCUUCCAGAGUGGUCUGGGCUCUUCUGGAGACUUCUGCCUGGCCAGGCAGCCACAGUUUGUUGGGAGCCAGAGCUCCCGGGUUCCUCGGCCAGUCUGGCCCUGACUCUGAGCUCUGGAGUAAUAGGUUGAAGGCAGUGCCCAAAGGACGGAUGGGAACCAAGAAUUGGUGUCAUCACAGUUUGAAACAUGAGUGUGAGCCGGGCCAUGGAGGACAGCUGUGAGCUGGACCUGGUGUACGUCACGGAGAGGAUUAUUGCUGUCUCCUUCCCCAGCACAGCCAAUGAGGAGAACUUCCGGAGCAACCUCCGCGAGGUGGCCCAGAUGCUCAAGUCCAAACAUGGAGGCAACUACCUGCUGUUCAACCUCUCUGAGCGAAGACCUGACAUCACGAAGCUUCACACCAAGGUACUGGAAUUUGGCUGGCCUGACCUCCACACCCCAGCCCUGGAGAAGAUCUGCAGCAUCUGUAAGGCCAUGGACACCUGGCUCAAUGCAGACCCCCAUAAUGUCAUUGUUCUUCACAACAAGGGAAACCGAGGCAGGAUAGGAGUUGUCAUAGCGGCUUACAUGCACUACAGCAACAUUUCUGCCAGUGCGGACCAGGCUCUGGACCGGUUUGCGAUGAAACGGUUCUAUGAGGAUAAGAUCGUGCCCAUUGGCCAGCCAUCCCAAAGAAGGUACGUGCAUUACUUCAGCGGCCUGCUCUCCGGCUCCAUCAAAAUGAACAACAAGCCCUUGUUUCUACACCACGUGAUCAUGCAUGGCAUCCCCAACUUUGAGUCUAAAGGAGGAUGUCGGCCGUUUCUCCGCAUCUACCAGGCCAUGCAACCUGUAUACACGUCUGGCAUCUACAACAUCCCAGGAGACAGCCAGACCAGCGUCUGCAUUACCAUUGAGCCAGGAUUGCUCUUGAAGGGAGACAUCUUGCUGAAGUGCUACCACAAGAAGUUCCGAAGCCCAGCUCGAGACGUCAUCUUCCGUGUGCAGUUCCACACCUGUGCCAUCCACGACCUGGGGGUUGUCUUUGGGAAGGAGGACCUUGAUGAUGCUUUCAAAGAUGAUCGAUUUCCAGAAUAUGGCAAAGUGGAGUUUGUAUUUUCUUACGGACCAGAGAAAAUUCAAGGUAUGGAGCACCUGGAGAAUGGGCCUAGCGUGUCUGUGGACUAUAACACCUCCGAUCCCCUCAUCCGCUGGGACUCUUAUGACAACUUCAGUGGGCAUCGAGAUGACGGCAUGGAGGAGGUGGUGGGACACACGCAGGGGCCACUGGAUGGGAGCCUGUAUGCCAAGGUGAAGAAGAAGGACUCCCUGCACGGCAGCACUGGGGCUGUUAAUGCCACACGUCCUACACUGUCGGCCACCCCCAACCACGUGGAGCACACACUUUCUGUGAGCAGUGACUCGGGCAACUCUACAGCCUCCACCAAGACAGACAAGACUGAUGAACCUGUUCCCGGGGCCUGCAGUGCUUCUGCUGCCCUGAGUCCCCAGGAGAAGCGGGAGCUGGACCGCCUGCUGAGCGGCUUUGGCUUAGAGCGAGAGAAGCAAGGCGCCAUGUACCACGCCCAGCACCUCAGGUCCCGCCCAGCGGCUGGCCUGGCUGUGCCCUCCUCUGGACGCCACGUUGUCCCAGCCCAGGUUCAUGUCAAUGGUGGGGCAUUAGCAUCUGAGCGGGAGACAGACAUCCUGGAUGAUGAGUUGCCAAACCAGGAUGGGCACAGUGCAGGCAGCAUGGGCACGCUGUCUUCCCUGGAUGGGGUCACCAACACCAGUGAGGGGGGCUACCCAGAGGCCCUGUCCCCACUGACCAAUGGUCUGGACAAGCCCUACCCCAUGGAGCCUAUGGUCAAUGGAGGAGGCUACCCCUAUGAGUCUGCCAGCCAGGCCGGGCCUGCCCAUGCUGGCCACACAGCCCCCAUGCGGCCCUCCUACUCUGCCCAGGAGGGCUUAGCUGGCUACCAGCGGGAGGGGCCCCACCCAGCCUGGCCACAGCCAGUGACCACCUCCCACUAUGGCCCUGACCCCAGCAGUAUGUUCCGCUCUCAAUCCUUUUCGGAAGCUGAACCCCAGCUGCCCCCAGCUCCAGCCCGAGGGGGAAGCAGCCGGGAGGCUGUGCAGAGGGGGCUAAAUUCAUGGCAGCAGCAGCAGCAGCAGCAGCAGCAGCCUCGCCCACCUCCACGCCAGCAGGAAAGAACCCACUUGGAGAGUCUUGUAACUAGCAGGUCCAGCCCUCAGCCACUGGCAGAGACCCCCAUCCCCAGUCUCCCUGAGUUCCCGCGGGCAGCCUCCCAGCAGGAGAUCGAACAGUCCAUCGAAGCACUCAAUAUGCUGAUGCUAGACCUGGAGCCAGCCUCGGCUGCUGCCCCUCUACAUAAGUCCCAGAGUGUCCCUGGGGCCUGGCCAGGGGCUUCCCCACUCUCCUCCCAGCCCCUCUCCGGAUCCUCCCGUCAGUCCCAUCCACUGACUCAGUCCAGAUCGGGCUAUAUUCCCAGUGGGCAUUCCUUGGGAACCCCUGAGCUGGCCCCACGGGCCUCCCUAGAGUCUGUCCCUCCUGGCAGGUCUUACUCACCUUAUGAUUAUCAGCCAUGUUCGGCUGGGCCUAACCAGGAUUUCCGUUCAAAGAGCCCCGCCUCUUCCUCCUUGCCUGCCUUCCUUCCAACCACCCACAGCCCUCCAGGGCCUCAGCAACCCCCAGCCUCUCUCCCUGGCCUCACCGCUCAGCCUCUGCUCUCACCAAAAGAAAUGACUUCAGACCCCUCCCGGACUCCAGAGGAGGAGCCAUUGAAUUUGGAAGGGCUGGUGGCCCACAGGGUAGCAGCGUACAAUGCUAGGCUGCAGGGCAUCAGGCACAGUGGCAGCUUCCCGCACCCUCCUCUCCACCAGCUCCGAGCUUCCUCCCUCUCUGGGGUACAGGCUCGGGAGAAGCAGCCUGCAGAGCCCCCAGCCCCUCUGCGGAGGCGGGCGGCCAGUGAUGGACAGUAUGAGAACCAGUCUCCAGAAGCCACAUCCCCCCGUAGCCCUGGGGUUCGCUCCCCUGUCCAGUGUGUCUCCCCCGAGCUGGCUCUUACCAUCGCUCUUAAUCCUGGAGGGCGGCCCAAAGAGCCCCAUCUGCACAGCUACAAGGAGGCCUUCGAGGAGAUUGAGGGAAGCUCCCCGAGCAGCCCACCGCCCAGUGGGGUGCGGUCCCCUCCGGGUCUGGCCAAGACACCCCUGUCUGCUCUGGGCCUGAAACCCCACAACCCAGCAGACAUCCUGCUGCACCCCACAGGCGUUACCAGAAGAUGGAUCCAGCCAGAGGAAGAUGAGGGGGAGGGGGUGGUCAGACUCCCAGAAGAGCCCCGGAGCUAUGUCGAAUCUGUGGCGCGGACGGCCGUGGCUGGGCCUCGAGCUCAGGAUUCUGAGCCUAAGAGCUUUAGCUCCCCAGCCUCCCAGGCCUAUGGCCACGAGACACCCCUGAGGAAUGGGACCCUGGGUGGCUCCUUUGUCUCCCCCAGCCCCCUCUCCACCAGCAGCCCCAUCCUCAGUGCUGACAGUACUUCCGUGGGGAGUUUCCCAUCAGGAGAGGGCAGCGACCAGGGUCCCUGGACGCCCACUCAGCCUUUAUUGGAGUCUGGCUUCCGCUCCAGCAGCCUGGGACAGCCCAGCCCAUCCGCCCAGAGAAACUACCAGAGAUCUUCUCCCCUCCCGACUGUGGGCAGCAGCUACAGCAGCCCUGACUACUCACUGCAGCAAUUCAGCUCCUCUCCGGAAAGCCAGGCCCCAGCUCAGUUCAGCGUGGCUGGUGUCCACACAGUGCCUGGGAGCCCUCAGGCACGCCACAGAACAGUGGGCACCAACACUCCCCCCAGUCCUGGCUUUGGCCGCCGGGCCAUCAACCCCAGCAUGGCUGCCCCCAGCAGUCCCAGUUUGAGCCAUCGCCAGGUGAUGGGUCCACCAGGCACUGGCUUCCAAGGUAGCACGGUCUCCAGCCCCCAGAGCAGUGCCCCGACCACCCCGGGGAGCCCCAGCCUGGGUCGGCACCCAGCUGGGACCCAACAGGUUUCUGGCCUCCACAACAAUGUGGCCACCACCCCAGGGAGUCCCAGCCUGGGCCGGCACCCUGGGGCUCACCAAGGCAAUCUGGCCUCUGGUCUCCAUGGCAAUGCGAUAGCCAGUCCUGGAAGCCCCAACCUGGGCCGGCACCUGGGAGGGUCUGGAUCUGUGGUUCCCGGCAGCCCCUGCUUGGACAGGCAUGUGGCCUAUGGUGGCUACUCCAUCCCCGAGGACCGGAGACCCACACUGUCCCGGCAGAGCAGUGCCUCUGGCUACCAGGCUCCUUCCACGCCCUCCUUCCCCGUUACCCCUGCCUACUACCCUGGCCUGAGCAGCCCCACCGCCUCCCCGUCGCCGGACUCAUCAGCCUUCCGGCAAGGGAGCCCAACACCAGCCUUGCCAGAGAAGCGAAGGAUGUCGGUGGGAGACCGGGCAGGCAGCCUCCCUAACUAUGCCACCAUCAACGGGAAGGUGUCUUCACCUGUUGCCAGCGGCAUGUCCAGUCCCAGUGGGGGCAGCACCGUCUCCUUCUCCCACACUCUGCCCGACUUCUCCAAGUAUUCCAUGCCAGACAACAGCCCGGAGACACGGGCUAAAGUGAAGUUUGUCCAGGACACUUCUAAGUAUUGGUACAAACCUGAGAUCUCCAGGGAGCAGGCCAUUGCACUCCUCAAGGACCAGGAGCCAGGGGCCUUCAUCAUCCGUGACAGUCACUCCUUCCGAGGCGCCUAUGGGCUGGCCAUGAAGGUGUCUUCACCACCUCCAACCAUCAUGCAGCAGAAUAAAAAAGGAGACAUCACCCAUGAGCUGGUCAGGCAUUUUCUGAUAGAGACCGGCCCCAGAGGAGUCAAGCUCAAGGGCUGCCCUAACGAGCCGAAUUUCGGAUCUCUGUCUGCCCUGGUCUACCAGCACUCCAUCAUCCCAUUGGCCCUGCCUUGCAAGCUGGUCAUUCCAAACCGAGACCCCACAGAUGAAUCGAAAGAUAGCUCUGGCCCUGCCAGCUCAACUGCAGACCUGCUGAAGCAAGGGGCAGCCUGCAAUGUACUCUUUGUCAACUCUGUGGACAUGGAGUCUCUCACUGGGCCACAGGCCAUCUCCAAAGCCACAUCUGAGACAUUGGCUGCAGACCCCACGCCAGCUGCCACCAUCGUUCACUUCAAAGUCUCUGCCCAGGGAAUCACUCUGACUGACAACCAGAGAAAGCUCUUCUUCAGACGCCACUACCCCCUCAACACUGUCACCUUCUGUGAUCUGGAUCCCCAGGAAAGAAAGUGGACAAAAACAGAGGGCGGCGCCCCUGCUAAGCUCUUUGGCUUCGUGGCCCGGAAGCAGGGCAGCACCACGGACAACGCCUGCCACCUCUUUGCUGAGCUCGACCCCAACCAGCCCGCCUCUGCCAUCGUCAACUUCGUCUCCAAGGUCAUGCUGAACGCCAGCCAAAAGAGAUGAACCCUGCCUCUUGCCCAGGGCCAGUGCCGUGGGGAAGGGGCACGUGGGGAGGGGACCCAUGAAUCCUGACCGCUCUUGAACCCAGAAAGAGGACUUUGGGCCAAUUUUGGAGGAGAGAAGAAAGUGCAAUGUGGGGAGAGGGAAGUGAAUUGUAAAGGGGAGGGGGAAGAGAGAGAGAGAAAGAGAGAAAGGAAAAGAUGGAGGAGAAGAACUUGGAUUCCCCUGGGUGGAUGGAAACUGCAAAAACCCAAAGCCUCCAAAACUAACCAGGUCUACCUAACACCCCCUCCUCCCCCGAGAAGAUGGAUGUCCUCAAAAGAGAAGGAACAAGCCUCCUUGGGGAGCCACAUUUUCAGAGAAAUGGAAAAGCUCUGUCUCCCUAACCCAAUGCUUUCCAAGGGGAGAUCAGGCUUGGGGGAAUCUUUUUCUGGCCACCUGUAGGGUAGGUUGUGACACCAAACAGAGCCACCGUGGGACAUCAAGUGGCAGAACUUAUUCUCUUGAAAGUAUCUCAGACCCAAGGCACCUCAGGUCUCUUUGCCGUGCCUCCGCUGUAUUGCCGUGUGGGGGUGUGUGUGUCCCCACCCACAUCCUUAAACAUUGAUGUAGAUGCCUCUAUCCACUAGAAUUAUAAACAGCCCGGCUUGUCCAUGUCCCAUGUGUUUGUAGACACACAUGCAUACUGUCCAAAGAUUAGGGCUGGCAGUGGCAGGGCAGCAGGGGAGGGACAGAAACCCUCCUCUGAACGAGCCACCAAGCUAUGGGAGACAGGGGCUCUCUCCUGGUGCCUGCACCUGCACUCUAGUGACCUUGGGUGCUGCCAUCCCCUUCUCCUCUACAAAGACCCCAGCAGGAGCGGGAGGGUCUGCAAUGUCAUCACCCUGUCCUUCCUUGGCCGGAAGUCUGGAGCUUUGGUUUGAGGAUAUAGAGAUAUGUGUGUCCAUGGGAAGAGAUCUGUCAGGACAGGUGGCUGUUGAGCUCGGGGUGUCUUCCCCAAGGUGUGUGACUCAGCAGCAAGGAAGGCACGUUGCUCCUCCUGGGGCUCUGGACUCUGCCUUAGCGCCCACCUUUCAUCCCUGUUCUUGGGUUUCGUGCCCCAGGACCAGCCUUAUCCCAGACCUGCUUACCUGCAUGAUGCCUUUCCGGAGGCUGGGGAUUGAGCCUUCCUGCUCUGCCCAGCCCUGUUCUAUUCUGCAGGGUCCCUAUAUUGGGAUUCACCCUGGGGAACCUGCUUCCUGCUCAGUGAGGCUUAGGGCAGAAACCCGCAGUCCUUAUCCUCCCCCUGUAAGAGCUUCGGGGUCUGGCUCUUGCAGGCACUCUCUGACAUCAUCAGAGCUCCUGGGGCUGCUACCUAUACACCACGUGGCCUAAUUACAAUGCCAAAGCCUUGCUAUCCUGUCGUCCCCCUUUCUGCCUUGGUUUCCCUGGCUGAGCCAUGCUGCCCAUGCAGCAGAGGGCAGAAGGCUUGCAUUUGGGCUAAAGGGCCUGAGGUCUACUGGACAGUUGGGAAAAGACCUGACCACCAUUUAAGGACUCUAAGCCAGAAUGGGAAAUUCACCGGGACUCCAUUCUUAAGCCUAUGGGGGUCUCCUAGAGAAAGGCAUUGUACUGAUAUAUAAAUAUUAUAUAAUAUAUACAUGAGACAUACUGACAGAAUCUGUAAGCUAAUAAAAUGUAAGAAAAGGUUAAAAAAAGAAUAGGUAAAUUGACAAGAAGUAUUUAUUGUUUUUCCAUAUUGCUUUAUUACCUUCUCUGGGCAUAAAUCAAUUCCCAUCCCUUUUUAUAUGUAUAAGUGAAGCCUGAAGUGUGGGGGCCUUUGUUCCUGGAGCAGCCAGGGCCUCCUUGCCCCGGCCUUGGCCUUCCUUAGACUGUGUGGGGGGGCGGGGUUCACUUCUUCCACCCUUUGGCCUCCUUUCUUUUCAGCAAGCCAGGGGCCCAGCAGUCAGCUCCCUGGAUAUGUGGGGAGCUGCCCUGUCUUGCAGGCCUGAGCGAGUACGUGAGCAUGUGGGAACAUGGGUGUGUAUGGCACACAUGGGUGUGUGUGCGCCUUUUGUAUUUUUUUCUCCUCCAAGGAGCUGUGUCAGUGUGGACGUUCUGUUUCAGGGAGUUGGAAAGGAGAGUGUCUGCAGAAGGCGGGGAGCAGGGGCAGAGGCCGCACCAGUCACCCCCUGCUUCCCAGAGUGAAACCUUGUGCCUGGUGACCGAGGUCCCUCCAAAGUGCUCUUCUUUCUGAGAUAUUCUAGCCAAAUAUCUGGGUUCCCCCUCUACUGAUUCCUUAGCAAACCCCAAUUACCUUCCAAGAUAGGAGAUAUUUUCCAUCCCCUUCCUUUGUAAAUAUCUCAUCUCCCACCGGACAGCCCGGCAGCCUCUUCCCGGCCCGGAUGUUCUGUCCUCACUCCAGGCUGGGCGGUGGAUCAGACCCUUCAAGCAGCCUGGCUGGGGCCCAGGAGUGAGUUGGGGGUCAGCUUUCACCAUCACUUUCCCCUUCCUCACCACCCACUGCAGCCCACCUCACAUGCAUGGCCAGCUCCUCCACUCCAGCCUGAGCCGUGUGUGCCCCUGGGGGAGGACCCGUGGAUGCUGGAAAGCUGGAAACUCCCUCCUAGCAUCCCUGCAGGAGUCAGUUUCUGAGAGUGUGGCCUUUAAGGCGAAUGAUGGGGAAGAGUUCCCCAGUCCCCGCAGUGGCCCCACCUCUGGGCCCUGCACCAAAACCCUCCUGUGUCACAGGGGGCUGUGCACCCAUGCACACACCUAUGCACACAUACCACUCCGCACUGCAGUAUAUUCUUGCCAAAGAUUUCCUUUAAAAGAAAGCACUUUUACUAAUUGUUAUUUUGUGUUUCUCCUCUUCUGUCUUCUCCCUCCCUCAAUAGAUUUUACUGUUGUUUAUUGUUGAAUCUGUUUGUCAGCCAGGAGAGCGCUGUCUGGUCUGGAACAUGGGCUGGGACGGGAAAGGGUCUGGGAGAAGAUGGGCAAGGAAGAGCCGGGAGUCACAGCCAUCGCAGCAAUAUAGACCCAGGCAGGUUCAGGGCUGUGCUGCCACUAACUCUCCAGCUGGGCGUCUGAGGGAAGAGGGCAGGGGAGGGUCAUGUCCCAUUCAGCUGGGGGAGGGGUCCAGUGAACUCCAUGUGGCUGUUUCCCAGGGGUAGCAAGAGGGAAGGAUUGGACGAGCAGAUAAUGGAGAGGGGACCUGAGAAGGAAACCCAGGAGGAAGUGAGCAGUUUGAUCAGCCUGCUGUCACAGUGUCCUGGCUGUCUUAUUUAGCCGUGCGUUUGAGGGACAGAUACAUCACGUCCUAAGUUUGGGAAAGGCCUUUGACCCAUCUGAGCCUCUCCUCCAGUAGCUCUGAAAGCUAUGGACGAUGAUGGCCAGGAUUCCUUCUCCUUUGGUUUUCGAGGAUCCCUGGGUGUUCUGAGACUGGCUGGAGAGGGUUGGUGGGGCCAGUGGCCGAGUGACAACAGGAGGGGGUAGCCCUCCUGCACAAGUGUGAUCUCCCUAUAAGGGGCUCUCAGGAAGUUGGUGAGUAGGGGAUUCUGCCUUGUUCUGAUGAGCUGGACAGAGGCUCUAGGGGGUCACAGAAGGGUGGCGAGUGUGAAUAGAUUCAGUCUCACUCCCACUUUUGUCCACCACCCCUGCUUUCUGGAUCUUCUCCCCCUAAUUUUUCCAGCUUUAGGACCUGGGGAGAUCAUGCAAGUCAAGGGAGACACCCAUUCCUAACCCCACAUUCAGGGUCCUCCUAGAGGUUGAGGGGGCAGAGUCCCAGAGCAGUCCUUUACCCCAGGUCCAGGCCCUGGAAUCCUGAGACUCGUGUUUCCUUGGCCAGUGGUAACACAGGACGUGUAUGUGUGGAUGUGCAGGUGUGGCUGUAUGUGUGUGCAUGUGUUUUGCUCAUCUCUUUAGGGAACUUGGGGGUGGGGGUUGGAGGUGCUGGGCAAUGGAACUUCAAGUUCAAUGUCGCCCAGUAGUGAGGGGAGUUGGGGGCAGGGCCUGUAGGGCCACCCAUCAGUGGAGUCUCAGUGAUGGCCCAGGUGAGGAGUGGGCCACCCAGAGGGGCAGGGUGGGGGCUUCGGGAAGAUCUGUCCCUCUUGGCUCCUCUGUCUUCAAAUGUCCAAAAUGUUGGAGGACCUCUGUUCAUAUCCCAUGCCGGGGCUCUUGCCAGCAGAGGAGUUCCUGUAGAGGGAUGUCCCAAGCUUAUUCUCCAGUCAGUGUUAAGCCAUUCCAAUCUCUCCUGUGUCUGUGUGUGUGUGUGUGUGUGUCUGUGUGUCUGUGUGUGUGUGUGUGUGUCUGUGUGUCUGUGUGUGUGUGUGUGUGUGAGAGAGCACAUCAGUGUGUGCAGGCUGUGCUUCCCGGUUUCUCUCUUCCCUUCAGACCUGCCAUUCAGAACAAAUGUCAGAAAUUCCUUCCCACCACCCUCCCUGCCUCCCCGGCCCUCUGCGGGAGAAACAAGAUCACCCGGCAUCCUCCCCCACCCCGGCUGUGUAUUUAUAUAGAUGGAAAUAUACUUUAUAUUUUGUAUCAUCGUGCCUAUAGCCACCACCACCGUGUAUAAAUCCUGGUGUAUGCUCCUUAUCCUGGACAUGAAUGUAUUGUACACUGACGCGUCCCCACUCCUGUACAGCUGCUUUGUUUCUUUGCUAUGCAUUGUAUGGCUUUAUAAAUGAUAAAGUUAAAGAAAAAUC
Molecule: messenger RNA, 12513 nt
Organism: Callithrix jacchus (white-tufted-ear marmoset)
Lineage: Eukaryota; Metazoa; Chordata; Mammalia; Primates; Cebidae
Source: RefSeq, a predicted model, not a curated record